CUUGUACUAUACUUAGGUAACUACUACGGGUACUACCUACUUUUUGCUCAAUUACCUAAUUAUUUUAUUUACAUAGACAUUGAAAAUGCGGUGUUGUGUGCCUUUCUGCAAUAAUACUUCAGACAAUGUGAUCACAUCUGACGGCAAGGGCAUCAGUUUUCAUGGUUUCCCCCGUGAAGGCGGCCUCCGUGUUGCUUGGCUCAGCGCCCUCGGCAUGCAAGGCAGUCAGCUGCCAGACUCUGCCAUGAUCUGCUCGCGCCACUUCCUAGAUGAUGACAUUUGCGAAACAGAAGGUGGAUUCAGGCAACUAGUUGCUGGUGCUAUUCCUUCAGCUGUGCAGGUUUGCAUGAUAUGCCUAGACUCUGACAGCAAGCUGUUUCUUAUGCGCAAACACAAAUUGGAAGAAGCAUAUGACCAGUUAACUGGACAUCCUGUUUUGUGUGAUGCAGGAAACUUAAAACAAACACUCUGUGUACAAUGUGCUCAGAGAUUGAGAAACUUUAGUAAGUUUAGAGACAAGAGCUUGAGAGCCCGUGCACUGAUGAUGGACUUAGUUGACAAACAUGAAUUAAUAACAACACAACAUAUACAGAUGAUUGACCGCACACAGCACCAACUAAAGAGUAACAUCGGGUGGACUGUGCUAGGAACCAAUCCCUGUGACUUAUACAUACUAGAACAUCCCUCGGAAGACAAACAGACAGAAUUAGGGGAAACCAUACACAGCAUUAUAGUAAAAAACGAACCAAGGGAUGACUCUAUGUCGGUUGAUGGAGACACAGAAGUGACAAAUGAAGAUGACAAUAAGGUUUGCAGCGGAUUUGUUGCAUCUAAUGAAGGCUGCUUAUCUGAUGCAAACAUGAGUUUGCAAGCUCAACUACUGGAUGAAGCUCUUUAUAAAGCUCUCAACGAGAAAGCACCAGUUACACAACAAGAGGCCGAGACACAGGAUCUGAUAAAGCAUGAAAGUGUUCCCUUGCAAUGUAUACUUUGUACUGAGGAAUUCCUCCAUGCACAUGUGUACAUGCAACAUAUGCACUUGCAUUUGCAGAGCGGUGUCGACGAGGAAGCCUGUGCCGCGUCACAAGUGUGCAAGCCUCAAGCGGCUGAGUUCUCCGACCCCUCACUCACUGCUUUUGCUACUGAUGACAAACUAAGCAUUUGGAAGCAGAUCAAUGAGCCUCGUCCUUCUGCAGACUUGCCUCUAACUGUAGGUGCUCCCUUGUCUGCGAGACUUGCGACAAAGAAUGAAACAAUCGAGGAAAGUGAACGAGGCUCUGAAACUAACAACGGCGAGGUAGCCGUCAGCAGCAAUAAGGCACACAUAAACAUUGAUACACUAACUAAUUGUGUAGUCAAGUUGUAUGAUUGUAAAAAGUUUAAAGUUGUGCCCAGACAAGACGGAUCGCUGAUGAAAACACGGAAAACUGUUAGUUCCUAUGAAAACCCGAAUAUUGAUAAUGUCCCUACAAUAUUUAAAGAGUUUCUAGCAACAGGUCAUAAUGUAGCCGCUACGACAGACGACAUUAAACCAGUCAUUAAUGAAAUAAAAGUAGAAAAAGAUAACUCAAAUACAUUUCCUGAGAAAAAAUCGUUUAUAUGUGAUGUUUGCCGAAAGAUGUUUAAACGGAAAUAUAUCUUAGUUAAACACAUCCAAACUCAUAACAAAGUAAAGAACAAAUGCAAUUUAACAUCUAAUAUGCAACAUAACACUGCAUUAAAGCCUUACGCUUGUGAUGUAUGUAACUUUAGUACUGCACAUUCCGGUAAUUUACGGAACCACUUAAGAAUUCACACUGGGGAGAAACCUUUUACUUGUACCUUAUGCAGUUAUAGAAGUGCAACAAAUAGUCACAUAGUGAGGCACAUGACAACUCACACCGGGGAAAAGCGUUUUUCAUGUACUGCAUGCAAUUAUAAAUGUGUGCGAAAUUGUAGUUUAGUGAGUCACAUGAGAAAUCACAGGAAGGGAACACCUUAUGCGUGUACUUUAUGCGAAUAUGAAUGUAAACAAAAUAGUUCUUUAGUGGCGCACAUGAAAACUCACAGGGUAGGAAAACCUUACUCGUGUAGUUUAUGCGAAUAUAAAUGUUCAACAAAUUCUGGUUUAGUGAACCACAUGACAAUACACGGAGAAAAACCUUAUUCGUGUAGUUUAUGCAAAUAUAAAUGUUCAACAGAUGCUCGUUUAGUGGUGCACAUGAGAACUCACACGGGGGAAAAACCUUAUUUGUGUAAUUUUUGUGACUAUAAAUGUUCAGCAAGCAAUCGUUUAGCGGAGCACAUGAGAAUUCACACUGGAGAAAAACCUUAUUCGUGUAACUUAUGUGCAUAUAGAUGUUCAACGAAUACUCGUUUAGUGGUGCACAUGAGAACUCAUACUGGGGAAAAGCCUUAUAGUUGUGAUUUGUGCCCUUAUAAAUUUGUAGACAGAGGUGGUUUAGUGAGACACAUGAGAUCCCACACGGGUGAAAAGCCUCAUGCUUGCACGUUUUGCAGUUAUAAAUGUUCAAGAAAGACUGAUUUAGUGAACCACAUGAGAAGUCACACGGGGGAAAAACCUUACUCGUGUAGUUUGUGUGAAUAUAAAUGUUCUCAAAAUAAUUAUUUGGUGAACCAUAUGAAGGCUCAUACUGGAGAGAAUAUGACGCAUGCUUGUACGGUAUGCGAUUAUAAAUGUUCAAGAAGUAGUUAUUUAGUGAGCCACAUGAAAUAUCACACUGCGGAAUAGUGCAUUACUGCACGAGACCGGGAAGUCUUGGAAAGCUGUAUAGGUGCAUCGAUUGUAGUUAUAUUAGGAGGAGUAAUAAUCGUUGUAACAUGGCCGGUUAUAAAGAUAUCGAUUUUUGUGAUACUUUUUUUUUUUUUUCUUCUGGUAUUGUGAUACUUUAAUGCUGCACUGCUAUUUUGAUUUUCUGUCUGUAGAAAAAGUGUUGAAAUAAAACCCUUAAAAGGUUAA
Messenger RNA from Maniola jurtina (meadow brown), 2959 nucleotides. Its product is annotated as zinc finger protein 569-like. The coding region runs from base 86 to 2731 and encodes 881 amino acids. Gene Ontology annotation, molecular function: zinc ion binding. The record is from RefSeq and is a predicted model, not a curated record. Lineage: Eukaryota; Metazoa; Arthropoda; Insecta; Lepidoptera; Nymphalidae. The transcript is spliced from 9 exons. Gene Ontology annotation, cellular component: nucleus.